UAAGAUUUGGUAACGAAGAUGCCAUCAUGUCAAAGUCGAACAUAGAUGCAGUCGAACCACAAGGUCAAGUUAGAACAGACUUCCCGGAGACUUGGAUGUGGGCAUCUAAAACAGCAGCAAAUGGUCGGGCUAUAUUUCCUGGAUUCGCCCCUGACACAAUAACAGACUUCGUAGCGAACGCGUACGCCAUCCACCCUGUGACUGGACUAGGCGUAGCACCUGUUACCUCAAAUCUGACGGUUUUCUUGCCGUUCUUCGUGAAUCUUCAACUUCCGUAUUCAGUCAUCCGUGGAGAGUUGGCGGUGAUUCAGGCCAACGUGUUCAACUAUCGUGGGAACGGAUCCACGGAAUAUGCUACGGUUCGUCUGAAGUUCUCCAAAGAGUAUGACAUAAUUUCUGUCAAUGGCGCCGGAGUAGAAAAGAUUCAAACAGAGGAUUACGUCCAGUGUGUGAAGACGACCCAAGGUGGUGUUACUCCAGUAUUCUUCUACAUUCGCCCAAAUACCAUCGGAACUAUUGAACUUAGCGUUAGAGCAACCAUCCCUCGACCGGUUAAUAUCUUUGAUGAAGUGAUUCGCCAACUUCCGGUCAAGGCUGAGGGUAUCCAGAAAUCAAAGAACCAGCCGGUGCUUAUAAGCAUACAGACACCCGGCACCCAAGUGGCUACACGAAAUAUUACGUUCCCCAACGUUGGUUUGGUGCCGGAGUCGGAGAAAAUACGUGUAACAAUAAUUGGUGAUCUGUUUGGCCCAUCUCUUGCCAACAUAGACGAUGUUGUUAAUCUCCCAUCUGGAACCGGAGAACAGAACCUCCUCAGCUUCGGCCCGGCAGUAUACGCAACCGUGUACAUGAAGAGUACCGGAAGAUUCGAUGGCAAUGUCGCUCUACAGGACAAGAUCCGAAAGAUUUUGAUGACAGGCUACCAACGCGAACUGAUCUUCCAGCGUGGGGAUGGAUCAUUUAGUGAUUUCGGAAACGCCGAUGAUUCAGGGAGUCUAUGGCUGACAUCAUUUGUGGUGAGGAUUUUUGCCCAAGCCGCUCAGCUGGACUUGAUCACGAUCGAUUCCAAAGUCGUUGAUCGUGCCGUCAAGUACAUCAUCAACCAGCAAACGACGAGCGGCAACUUUGUCAGCACUGGAACACUCGCACAUCCCAGUAUGCAGGGAGGUUCCAGCUCAAGCGUGAACUCUCUCACUGCCUUCAUAUUGAUUGCAUUGAAUGAAGUUAAAACCGCGGAUAUUCUUACGGACCCUUCAACAAUUGCAAGUUUAACGGCAUCUAUCAGUUCGGCCACAUCGUUCCUUGUGGGGCGAAUUCCGACCAUGACUACAGACUACGAAAGAGCAAUCUGCGCUUAUGCUCUAGUGAAAACCAGUGUGGCCCAGGCGAACACAAUACUGACACGACUGGAAUCCAGUCCCAAUUUAACCAUAGAAGGCAACAGCAAGUACUGGAAGAAUGACAUGUCCAGCUCGCUGACCACAGAGACGACAGCCUACGUCCUCCUAACAUACAGCGUCAAAAACGACAGAGCUAAUGGUCUGCUUGUCUUGCAAUGGCUUGUGAAGCAACGCAAUGCUUUUGGCGGAUUUUCAACCCAAGAUACUAUCGUUGGCCUUCACGCUCUGACGGAGUUUGCCAGACUGAUCUACUCCAAAAGUGUCGACCUGACGCUUUACAUCAGAAGCAAGACAAAUGGCGUAGAGAAACUGGAGGCUACCCUUACCCUUACUUCUGAUAAUCACGACGUGCUUCAAUAUGUCGAUAUUCCGGACGUGGUGGAUGAGAUAAUUGUGCGAGGAGCUGGUACGGGUCUUGCUCUUGUGGAUAUUAUUCAAUUUUACAACAUUAAACAAGAAGCGCUACCGCCGAAGUUCGAUCUUAAGAUCACCACUUCCGACGAGACGCUGCUGAGCUACGCCUUGAGAGUGUGUGCGUCGUACAACUUUCCCCAGAGUGGAAGCAAUAUGGCCAUCCUGGACGUCGGAUUUAUUUCCGGAUUUGAACCAGAAAUUGACAAGGUCGACGUUACAGGCAAUCUUAAACGGAAGGAGCUUGCUGGCGGGAGACUUAUACUUUAUUUUAAUGAGAUUCCGUCAAAGCCGGUAUGUGUGGAUGUUGUUGCCCGGAGGUUGUCCUAUGUAAUCGGUGUUCGCUCCGCCACUGUGGUCCUCUACUCGUAUUAUAACCCUGAGGAGCGGACUAUGAAGGAGUACUUGCCAUCCAACCUCAAGGCCCUCGGAUUGUGCCGCUUAUGCCCGACAUGCUGCGCUCCGAAAGUCCUCCCUCUAUCGACGUGUGGAUCCCGUCAGUAAUAGCCCAACGAACCCGGAUAUUGACAUGUUUCUUAUCGUCGGACAACGGGUUGUCAGAAUAUGUGCGCAUUAAAACUUAUUUUUUGCUCUUCGAGGAGCAGUUUCCUAUAAAAAAAAUUAAAUAGUAACGGCUUCUUGAUGACACGAAGAUUAAAAUGAAUACAUUAAUUUGUGGCACUUGAAGAUCAUUGACACUUUUGGGUGGGUGGUAACCUUUUUAUUGUGUGUUAUUUUCGUUAAAUCUUUAUUAAGUGUUUCCAUUUUAUAUUCAUGUGUUAAUGAAAAUUGUUAUUAAUGAAAUAUUGUUCUUUUAAAACGAAGCCCAUUAUCAAACGAAAUAAAUAAAUAAAUUGAUAA
This is a messenger RNA of Dreissena polymorpha, 2672 nucleotides long. Its product is annotated as C3 and PZP-like alpha-2-macroglobulin domain-containing protein 8. Gene Ontology annotation, molecular function: endopeptidase inhibitor activity. The transcript has 18 exons. Lineage: Eukaryota; Metazoa; Mollusca; Bivalvia; Myida; Dreissenidae. Bases 27 to 2315 code for a protein of 762 amino acids. Gene Ontology annotation, cellular component: extracellular region. The record is from RefSeq and is a predicted model, not a curated record.